Vitis riparia (riverbank grape) is the source of this 1967-nucleotide messenger RNA. Its product is annotated as UDP-glucuronate 4-epimerase 3. Lineage: Eukaryota; Viridiplantae; Streptophyta; Magnoliopsida; Vitales; Vitaceae. The transcript has a single exon. The coding region runs from base 264 to 1571 and encodes 435 amino acids. The record is from RefSeq and is a predicted model, not a curated record.
ACGGUCUAGCCAGCGGCCCAUCUCAAGUUCUGAGUGGAAUCCAAGAAAUCAAGAAAAAGUGAGGAGAAGAUUGCAGCAAAAAGGUCUCACUGUUUCUUCACAACACGCAUCAAGCCAAUAGUCGUCUGUGAAGAACAAGAGCGCAACCCCAUUAUGACCCACAAAACCUAUACCCUUUUGUUUCUAUUUCUGAGUUGAAGAAUCGAGUCAGGAGAGGAGGGAAUAGACUAGGGUUUGAUCAGGUUCCGAUCAGUUUUCUGCCAAUGUCGCAGCACAUGGACAACAUCCCCUCCACGCCCGGAAAAUUCAAGUCCGACAAGUAUCACUACAUUCACCGAUUCCGAUCCCACUCGUCUCUCGCCAAGCUCAUUCUCUGGUCAUUAUUCUUCUUUAGCGUCAUUUGCUUUUUCUUUCUGUUAUCGCCUACGUCGCCGACGUCCCCUCCCGCUGACCGGUCUCGCCGGGUUCUGGCGAACUAUACCUGGGGAGGUCCUGAAUGGGAAAAGAAGGUGCGGCAAUCGGCGCGUGUCCGCUCUGAUCACGGCCAUACCGUGCUGGUGACCGGUGGCGCCGGCUUCGUCGGUAGCCACGUCUCUGCAGCGCUGAAGCGGCGGGGAGAUGGCGUUAUCGGCCUCGACAAUUUUAACAACUACUACGACCCGGAACUGAAGCGCCACCGCCGCGACCUGCUUGAGCGCGCCGGCGUGUUUGUGGUGGAAGGCGAUAUCAAUGACUCGGAGCUUCUUAGGAAGCUCUUCGAUGUGGUCGCGUUCACACACGUAAUGCACCUUGCUGCUCAGGCCGGUGUUCGCUACGCAAUGCAGAAUCCUAAGUCAUAUGUCAACAGUAACAUUGCUGGGCUUGUGAAUCUUCUUGAAGUUUGUAAAUCUGCGGACCCGCAGCCAGCUAUCGUCUGGGCAUCUUCGAGCUCUGUUUAUGGGCUUAAUUCUAAGGUGCCCUUCUCGGAAAAAGAUCGAACGGACCGUCCGGCGAGCCUAUACGCAGCGACAAAGAAAGCAGGUGAAGCCAUUGCUCAUACAUAUAAUCAUAUAUACGGUCUUUCAAUUACUGGCUUGCGAUUUUUCACCGUGUACGGACCGUGGGGCAGGCCAGAUAUGGCAUAUUUCUUCUUUACUCGAGAUAUUCUCACAGGGAAGCCAAUUACGAUCUUUGAAGGGCCAGAUCAUGGAUCUGUUGCUAGAGAUUUUACAUACAUUGAUGAUAUAGUGAAGGGGUGUUUGGCAUCAUUGGAUACCGCGAAGAAAAGUACAGGUACUGGUGGUAAGAAGAAGGGGGCGGCUCAAUUUCGGAUUUUCAAUUUGGGGAACACGUCGCCGGUGGAUGUGAGCAAGCUGGUGAGCAUACUGGAGAAGCUUUUGAAGGUGAAAGCAAAAAGGAGGGUGUUGCCAAUGCCCAGGAAUGGAGAUGUGCAGUAUACACAUGCGAAUAUAAGUUUGGCACAGAGGGAGCUCGGGUAUAAGCCUACAACUGAUCUUGAGUCAGGGCUGAAGAAAUUUGUGCGGUGGUACAUCACUUACCAGUCGAAAUCGAAGAAAAAGAGCUCAUGGUGAAUUUCUGCAUCAUGUUUGCUAGAAUCAUCCUAAGUCAUGAUACUGAUUGCAUAUGGUUUUAUCCCUCUGCCAAUCUUUGCAUUUUCCCGUUAUCUUCAUACGCAAUACUGUUAUACAAGGAGGAACCAUGUUCUGCAAUGGAUUAGGUUUCGUUGGUGGGUUUGUUUUUGCAGGGCAUUACCAAUUUGUAUGAACAGAAAGCUAGAAGCAUCCACAUAGCCUUUCCAAUUGUUGCUUCCUUUUUUAGGAUUUUAUUCAUAGUCUAGACACUGUACAGUCUGUGACUGAUAGUUUACAAAAUAUGCUUAUUGCUUGACUUUAAUCAUCCUCAUGAAGCAGUUUUAAUAAGAUAGCGUUUGCUGAAUUGGGCACUUAAUGAAUUGCCUUAUAUUUGAA